Laccaria bicolor S238N-H82 is the source of this 753-nucleotide messenger RNA. RefSeq lists its product as uncharacterized. The coding region runs from base 1 to 753 and encodes 250 amino acids. The transcript has 7 exons. Lineage: Eukaryota; Fungi; Basidiomycota; Agaricomycetes; Agaricales; Hydnangiaceae. The record is from RefSeq and is a predicted model, not a curated record.
AUGCUGAACUCCCCCGCUCCCGUGCCUAGCCCCCGCGGCAUCGAUAAACUGCCGAGCCGACGGCAGUUCAAUGCCCGCAUCCCAGCCCCGACGACAUCAUUCCACGUAACCCCGACGGCAUGUGCGCCAUCGGCACUGACUUACUUGACGCUGUUUUGUGAUCAAAUGUGGCAGGUACCAAACGAGCCCAUUCCCGUGCUUGUCGGUGACCACCAAAGGCUCUGUCGCAUGCACUGGAGACUCAUAGAUUGGAGGGAAUCUUCGAGUGAUUUUUUCUUCUGCGGCUGGCUGCGUGCCAUUCAUGGCAGUUCCAAUGCUGUCGCAAUAACGGCUAGCAUCCCAGGAGAUCCUACCCUGAUUUUGGACGGCCUCAACGAGGAGCAAAGCUAUCUGGUCAACCUCAUGGAGGAAGUUGAGGCUCCAGUACUGUGCAAUUUCCUGAGUCAUUUGAAGAACCCCAUGUUCCAUGGUGGUAAUAUGUUUCUAGGUACUAUUGGUGUGGUGCUGACGGGACACCCAGAAGGCUGCCAUUCCUAUGACGCACGAAACUUUCCCCCAUCAAAUGAUCGGGAAAUGUUCGACCUCAAUCUGCUUCGUUUUCUGUGGUCGAGGGCUCGUUCGGAUACCCCCACGCUCUGUGAAGACGCUCCCCAAAACCAUUUACGAAACGGUCAAGGUCUCAUGGAGCUAGGACCUCAAUCUGCUUCGUUUUCUGUGGUCAAGGGCUCGUUUGGAUACCCCCACACCCCCUGA